AUGCCAGAUCUGGACGAUGCAGCUGUGCCAAGUAACUGUGACCCUCCAAGCCACCGCACAGCUACUCCUGGUGAAGCUCCACCAGCAACUACCAAGACCGCCUCACAGCGGUACCCCCAACGAACAAGGGACAGCGAACGGGACCCACAAUGCGCACCCGAGGGAAACCAGGAGCGAGGUCCAGGCCCCUCUCCGGCGAACCCUCUACGAGCGCUCCCAGCCCGCCUACAUGAUGACCUCGCCACAUCUGCCAACCCUGAGCACUCCGCCGUGUCCACCGAGGGCGAGUUUGGUCCCAAUGACAUGGGUACCGCACCUGGGCACCACCCAUCCUGCAUUGACCCCAUGGCAACCACUCAGCCACAGUGCAGGCCCCGACCUCUUCCAAAUGUGGCACUGGGCGGGUACCAACCGCGGCCCAAGCGGCCGCAAAGGCGGCGGUAUCGGCGUCUUGUGGAGGGCUGGUACCUCCUGGACCAGACUCGAGUGCACGUGCAGCGAACACAUGUGGUCGACCGCGGACACAACGUUGGCAACAUGCACAUCAUGCACUGCAUUAGGGAGGAUGUAAGUCGCUGGGCGACAGGUAAAGAGGUACUGCUGUUAGGUGACUUCAACGGCCACAUCCAGCCCCUGGACGGCUUCCAAGAUCGCAACGGUGAGCUCCUACUACAGACAGCCCAGGAUCUGUCACUGGAGGGGCUCAAUCUCCGACCAGACUGCGAGGGGGAAUUCACAUGGUGCGCUAGGGCCAGCCGCAGCUGCAUUGAUUACGUGUUAGCGUCCCACAAGUUGGCGCAACGAGUUCAGCACGUCCACAUUGACGAAUCGGGGCAGUUUAGCGCCAGCAGUGACAACAAUCGCAUCAAGGUCACCUUCACCGCCUCUAUUUGGCGAUAUCGACGCAGGGAGCAGCGUGAACCAUCCCGACGAUAUCUCCCGGCCUCAGCGUACGAGGCCGUUGCACGGGACUUUGAGAUACGUCUGCAGGUUACGCCGCCAAGGAUCUAUGAACAAUACGUUGGGGAACUGCGGCGCAUCAUGCAUGCCCACGAGAUCCGCUCCAACUCGAGAGGCGGUGUGCGGCGCAACGGCUGGUGGGACGGGGAGGUGAAGGCAGCACUGGACGCACGUAAAGUGGCCAACCGUCAGCACCGUGCCGCGGUGACAGCGGCACUCCCCUCCAACGUGUGCCAAGAUCUGUGGGACCAGUACCUGGCCCACAAGCGCACUAUGCAGCAGGUUGUACAGCGCAAAAUCGCGACACACGACCACGCCCAGCUGAGGUCCAUGACAACUGCGGGGCGCCAAGGAGGCCGGAAGUUCUGGGCGUACGUGUCAACACUCUACCGGAAACCCGCCCCACCGGAGAUCCGAGAUGAGACAACAGAAAGCGGUAACUCGGUCAUAUACGAGUGCAAAUCGCAGGUGUCCCGACUCGCGCUGGACCGCGCGCUUGCUCGGAUAGACUCGCGCACCGCCCAGGGACUGGACGCGAUACCGGCGGGCUUAGUGAAAAACCUGGGGAACAUAGCACGCGACACCCUGGCUCACAUGUUCACUGAGAUUCUGAGCGGGGAGCCAGUUCCAGCUGACUGGCAGUGUGGUCGUGUGUGCCUUAUCCACAAGAAGGGUGGGGACGCUGGCCUCAUACAAGACUACCGACCCAUCACGGUGACCAGUGUGCUAUACCGGCUCUUCACUACGGUGGUAAAGAGCUGGCUGAGGGCCUGGGCGGAGCGAUCGGGUGCCCUGACAGAGCUACAGAACGGCUUCAGAUCAGAUCGUCGCUUGGAAGACAAUCUCUUUACCCUGAGCCAGACCAUUGAUCUGGCCCGGAAGGAAUCGCGGGGUCUGGUCGCAUGCUUCCUCGACGUAGCAAAGGCGUAUGACAGCGUCCCUCACGAGCCGAUGCUGAGCCGAAUGUCGGCCCUGAAUAUGCCACCACCGUUGGUAGACAUGCUGCGGAGACUAUACAAAAACAAUACAGUUGUUGCCUGUCUGGGCGGUGCCCAAUCGCUACCAGUGCCAGUGCGCCGAGGCCUCAAGCAAGGCUGCCCGCUCUCCCCGCUGCUAUACAUGUUGUAUGUUUCGGGGUUGGAGCGAAGCUUGAUCGACUCGAGGCUGGGCUUCCCAUUCCGGUUUCUCAGUGAGGGGCUACCGGACACCUGGAUACUGCCUGGCCUGGCCUUCGCCGACGAUCUGGUGCUCCUGGUGGAAAAUGUCAUCGACCUCCAGCAACUCUUCACCCUGAGCGCCACCCAUCUCGCCCGCCUCGGCCUGUCCUUCAACCCAAAGAAAUCCGCAGUUCUACAGUUCUCUGGCACACCAGAAGAGAACGCGGUGCUCUUACCGGACAACGACAGUAUCCCGUGGGCCAAUGAAUAUCGCUACCUUGGUGUCACCCUCUCUACAUCACCGGAUCUCCUGGGGGCACACGAAGAACACUUGCGACAAGCAUGCCGAAGAGCCAGUGCCGUGCUGCGCCGGCGGUCACUUAGGGGGUGCAACCGCUAUAUACUCGUUCGUGAGCUAUGGAAGCCCGUCCACGUCCCAGCGCUAACCUUUGCCAACGCGGUGGUAUGCAUUUCGGCCGACACCCGAGCGUGGUUGGAGCGCGGGCAGCGCGAAGUGGGACGCGUGGCUCUCGGCUGCCACGGACGCGUGGCCAUUGAGGCCAUUCAGGGCGACUUGGGGUGGUCGUCAUUCCAGGCGCGAGAGGCGAGCAGCAAGGUAGCAUUUGAGGAUCGACUUCGCCAAAUGGAAGACUAG
Molecule: messenger RNA, 2772 nt
Organism: Dermacentor silvarum
Lineage: Eukaryota; Metazoa; Arthropoda; Arachnida; Ixodida; Ixodidae
Exons: 5
Coding region: 1-2772 (923 amino acids)
Molecular function (GO): catalytic activity
Source: RefSeq, a predicted model, not a curated record